Messenger RNA from Pogonomyrmex barbatus (red harvester ant), 644 nucleotides. It is a transcript of the gene Apf, whose product is annotated as purine phosphoribosyltransferase family protein Apf. The record is from RefSeq and is a predicted model, not a curated record. Gene Ontology annotation, molecular function: bis(5'-nucleosyl)-tetraphosphatase (asymmetrical) activity. Gene Ontology annotation, biological process: AMP biosynthetic process; ATP biosynthetic process. NCBI's taxonomy places the organism in Eukaryota, Metazoa, Arthropoda, Insecta, Hymenoptera, Formicidae.
UUAAGCAAGAAAUUUACCUUUUUCUGAGUGGUCCCUGAAGAAAUCCCAUACAGCCCAGCAUAGAUCUCGCAGUUGCAACAAUAUUGCUACGAUAUUAUAACAUCACGGCAACGGUUGCUGCAAUAUAUCUGCAAAGUUUGUGCUGUAUGGGAUUAAGAAGUUCGAGAAAUGAAAUUAUGGAAUUGAAUAAUUCGACACGGUGAUAGUACGAUCGGUAUCUCAGGUCAUGUCGACCCGGACGAAUCCGACAUGGAGACGGCUUUGCGCGAAACCCAGGAGGAGGCUGGCUUCGUGCCGAGCGAUCUGAAGAUCUUCGAGGACGCGAGACACGAGAUGACGUACAAGGUAAACGGAAUGCCGAAGAUCGUGAUCUAUUGGCUGGCGGAGCUCCUCAAUCCAGAAAAGCCUGUGACAUUGUCCAAUGAGCAUCAGGCGUUCGACUGGCUUCCAUUGAACGAGGCGUGCGAUCGCGCGAGAUACGACGAGAUGCGGAAAGCGCUCAAAGAAUUCGAUGAAUAUGUAUCGCAGAAACUUGAAUAGAUUUCGUUUCGAGAGAGAAUCGCUUAUAUAAUUUUUAUCUACGUUUAUCUUGUCCAAUUAUCUCCAACUCUACAUGUAUCGAAAUAUAUAUUCAAUGGAAACAA